Colletotrichum costaricense is the source of this 216-nucleotide messenger RNA. RefSeq lists its product as uncharacterized. The coding region runs from base 1 to 216 and encodes 71 amino acids. Lineage: Eukaryota; Fungi; Ascomycota; Sordariomycetes; Glomerellales; Glomerellaceae. The transcript has a single exon. The record is from RefSeq and is a predicted model, not a curated record.
AUGAACGAGGGGUUCCCUGGGCUUACUAGGGAUGCGGUCGAGGUUGUUGAAGAAGGUAAUACGCGGUUUAUGAGCCACGAGGGAGGACGGUACACCAGCGACCCCGACGGAAAAGCAGCUCGCACCACUUCCUCGGGCACCGGAGAGAGCCUCGACCGGAAGAUCUCAGUCCACCAUCUCGGAGAGCAGCCGUACACGGACUCGAUGGAACGUUGA